Molecule: messenger RNA, 1486 nt
Organism: Hemicordylus capensis (graceful crag lizard)
Lineage: Eukaryota; Metazoa; Chordata; Lepidosauria; Squamata; Cordylidae
Gene: CCNB1
Product: cyclin B1
Exons: 9
Coding region: 141-1376 (411 amino acids)
Biological process (GO): mitotic cell cycle phase transition; regulation of cyclin-dependent protein serine/threonine kinase activity; mitotic metaphase chromosome alignment
Cellular component (GO): cytoplasm; cyclin B1-CDK1 complex; mitochondrial matrix
Molecular function (GO): cyclin-dependent protein serine/threonine kinase regulator activity
Source: RefSeq, a predicted model, not a curated record
UUGCAUCGGCAGGCAGGGCAUUUCGGGCUCGCGUGCGCAGCAGUAAUCGACCGUCUUUGGGGCUUGGGCGAGAGGGGCGCUGCUCGGAGCGGAGAAGGCCGGUUGUGAGAAGCUAGUGCUGUAGGGAUCGAGGUUGAGCCAUGGCUUUGCGCGUCACCAGGAACACAAAAGUCAACAUGGAGAACAAAACCAAGCCUGUGGUGCCAGCCGGCAAGCGAGGGGUGGUUGCUGUCAAGCCAAGCUUGAGGCCUCGGACUGCCUUGGGAGACAUUGGCAACAAGGCGUGUGAACCAAAGCCCAAGGAGCUCCUGAAAAAGGAAACGACCAAGCCUGCAGCUGUGGGGAAAAUCUCCAUGAAGAAAGCGACACGAGCCACCACCGACAAGGCAACUGUGCCUGUGAAGGAAGAGAACCCAGUCCCAGAACCUGUUAAGUUGGAGUCUUCAUCCCCAAGUCCAAUGGAGACUUCUGGUUGUGCACCAGCAGAGGAAAUACUGUGCCAGGCUUUCUCAGAUGUUCUGCUUGAAGUGAAAGAUGUAGAUACAGAAGAUGCUUUUGACCCAAAUCUCUGCAGUGAAUACGUGAAGGACAUCUACAGCUAUCUUAGAGUUCUUGAGGGGCAGCAGUCAGUAAGACCAAACUACUUGGCAGGCCAGGAAAUUAAUGGAAACAUGAGAGCAAUUCUGAUUGACUGGCUUGUGCAGGUUCAAAUGAAAUUCAAACUCCUGCCAGAGACUAUGUAUAUGACUGUUGCCAUUAUUGACCGCUUUUUGCAGAACAACAAAGUCACUAAGAAGCUGCUGCAGCUGGUUGGUAUAACAGCUAUGUUUAUUGCCAGCAAAUAUGAAGAAAUGUUUCCUCCAGAAAUUGGUGACUUUGCAUUUGUGACAGACCAUACAUACACUAAUCUCCAAAUCCGACAAAUGGAGAUGAAGAUCCUGAGAUCUCUGGACUUCAACCUUGGCCGUCCUCUUCCACUACACUUCCUAAGGAGGGCAUCAAAAAUUGGAGAGGCAGAUGUACAGCAACACACACUUGCAAAGUAUCUGAUGGAACUCGCACUGGUGGACUAUGAAAUGGUGCACUAUCCUCCCUCUCAAAUUGCUGCUGCUGCCUAUUGCUUAUCUACUAAAGUUCUUGAUGAGGGAGAAUGGACACCAACUCUACAACACUACAUGGACUAUGCAGAGAGUGAACUCCUUCCUGUUAUGCAGCAUAUGGCAAAGAAUGUCCUACUGGUGAACAGAAGCCUUACAAAGCAUAUGACUAUUAAGAACAAAUAUGCCAGCAGCAAGCUUGGUAAGAUCAGCACCCUUCCAGCACUGAACUCUGCAAUCAUACAGGAUCUGGCUAAACCGCUGUUAAAUAAAUGCUAAUUUAAUGCUAAUUGUUUGACAAAGUUGACACAAUGUGCCACUGUUUGUGUAUAUAUAAAUAUAUUGUCACUCUAAAUUUUUAAAUAAACUUCUUUCCUUUUUUACUUCAA